AUGCAAGUCAGGUUAUCGCUUUCUAAAGAAGAAGCAGAACCAGCUAUUGAAAGGAAUCAGGUGGCCCUUGAAACCCAGCUAUGGAAGAAGUUAUGGAUGCUGGACAUUCCGAACAAAGUCAAGAACCACGUAUGGAGAACAUGCCGUGACUACUUGCCUACAAAACAAAACCUGAUGCAGCGCACUAUCAUCACAAACCCCCUGUGUGAUCGGUGCAAACAGCUCCCUGAGACAAUGCUACAUGCAGUGUGGGCGUGUCCCAAACUAGAUGAGGCAGCAGACAUGGAGGCUAUUGCUGCAAACAGAGCACUGGAGUUUGCAAGGGAAAUUGGAAUUAACGAGGCUAUUUUGGAAGGAGACUCUAGCCUUGUCCAUCAAGCUUUAAAAAGGGGUGAACAUUCUUUAUCUCCAUUUGGGUUGUUGGUGGAGGAUAUUAAACUUUCUUUAGCUAGUUUUAGUACAUUACUUUACUCUCAUACAAAGAGAGAAGGUAACAAGGUAGCUCAUGGAUUAGCUAGACACGCGAUUCAUAUUUUAGAUUAUGUAGUGUGGAUGGAGUUUGUGUCUCCACUUUCUUAUGCUAUAUUUCAGGCUGAUUUAGCCAAUAUUGUUCAAUAA
This is a messenger RNA of Quercus robur (English oak), 618 nucleotides long. RefSeq lists its product as uncharacterized. The record is from RefSeq and is a predicted model, not a curated record. Gene Ontology annotation, molecular function: nucleic acid binding; RNA-DNA hybrid ribonuclease activity. The transcript is spliced from 2 exons. NCBI's taxonomy places the organism in Eukaryota, Viridiplantae, Streptophyta, Magnoliopsida, Fagales, Fagaceae. Bases 1 to 618 code for a protein of 205 amino acids.